Sphaeramia orbicularis (orbiculate cardinalfish) is the source of this 2233-nucleotide messenger RNA. It is a transcript of the gene phkg1a, whose product is annotated as phosphorylase kinase, gamma 1a (muscle). The coding region runs from base 297 to 1481 and encodes 394 amino acids. The record is from RefSeq and is a predicted model, not a curated record. Gene Ontology annotation, biological process: protein phosphorylation; glycogen metabolic process. Gene Ontology annotation, cellular component: phosphorylase kinase complex. Gene Ontology annotation, molecular function: phosphorylase kinase activity; calmodulin binding; ATP binding. NCBI's taxonomy places the organism in Eukaryota, Metazoa, Chordata, Actinopteri, Kurtiformes, Apogonidae. The transcript is spliced from 10 exons.
UUUUUUAUUACACGGGUCUGGUACUCGUGGAAAGAGUACCGCCACUGCUGCUGUAGAAGCAUAUAUUUAUUUUUGGCGUGUGACAUUAGAGCUGAACCUUUGCGAUGGCAGCAGCCCCACGAAAACACGACUAGACCGGAGUGAGUGGACGUUUGUCGGUGCCAUUCUGCGCUUUCCGGAAACCGUGAAUGUAAUAACGGAUAACCUUCAGAAGAGAGGCUGACCGACACACUUGUUCUGAGCUGUAACAGAAGAGCACUUGUCUGGUCCUGGUGGUGAACCAGUAUCACACCAUCAUGACCAAAGAGGAGGAGAUCCCAGACUGGGUGGGAGCUCAGGAGUUUUAUGACAAAUAUGAGCCAAAGGAGAUCCUCGGAAGGGGAGUGAGCAGUGUUGUCCGUCGCUGUGUCAACAAACGGACAACUCAGGACUACGCUGUGAAGAUCAUUGACAUCACCCCAUCAGACAAAAUGACACCACAAGAGAUUGUGGAGAUCAGAGAGGCAACAAUAAAGGAGAUCGACAUCCUUAAGAAAGUCUAUGGACAGAACAACAUCAUUCAACUCAAAGACUGUUAUGAAUCCAACGCCUUUUUCUUCCUGGUUUUUGACCUCAUGAGGAAGGGUGAACUUUUUGACUACCUCACAGAGAAAGUCACGCUGAGUGAAAAAGAAACCAGGAAGAUUAUGCGUUCUCUGCUUGAGGUGGUCCAGUUUCUACACAACCAGAACAUCGUCCACAGGGACCUGAAGCCUGAAAACAUCCUUCUGGACGAUGAAAUGAACAUAAAACUCACUGACUUUGGCUUUGCUGUGCAGGUCCAACCUGGACAGUCACUUAAAGAAGUGUGUGGGACUCCUGGGUAUCUGGCUCCUGAGAUCAUUGAAUGCUCCAUGGACCCAGGACAUCAAGGAUACGGUACUGCUGUGGACAUAUGGAGCUCAGGUGUUAUCAUGUACACGCUGCUCGCUGGUUCUCCGCCAUUCUGGCACAGGAAACAGAUGCUGAUGCUGCGUAUGAUCUUGGCAGGGAAAUAUGACUUUUCAUCCCCAGAGUGGGAAGACCGCUCAGACACUGUCAAAGAUUUGAUCUCUCGGAUGCUGGUGGUGGACCCAAAACAGCGUUACACAGCUACUGAUGUCCUAAACCACCCGUUCUUCUCACAGUACGUGGUGGAUGAAGUGCGACAGUUCAGUCCAUACAGGAGGUUCAAGGUCAUUUGCAUGACUGUCCUCGCCACAAUGCGCAUCUACUGUAACUACCGCCGUGCCAAGCCUGUCACCAAGGAGGUGAUCAAGAGCGACCCAUAUGCUGUGAAGCCGAUCCGCAAACUCAUUGAUGCCUGUGCAUUUAAGAUCUACGGUCACUGGGUCAAGAAGGGACAAACUCAGAACAGAGCAGCACUUUUUGAGAACACUCCCAAAGCCAUUCUCCUGUCACUAACUGCCGAGGGAGACGAGCCAAUGCACAAUAUCUGCUAAAAAACAAAAAACACUUGUUCCUCAGGACAGACCCACUGGAACUCACACCUGGAUACAUUUCUACUGUGUGAGGGUUUUCAUACCACUCUCCUCCUGGUUUACAUAUAACCAGCAUCUAUCAAAUGAAGCUCAUUUGUCCUUAAUAUAACAAGUACUAUUUUCAGCACUUCAUGUAUUUAAAAAAAACCACUGGUUACUACAGUAACAUAGUUUUACCUCAAGAGCAGCUGUGUACAUAUGACUAAGAAAAGCAGUUCACUGUUUAAAUUUGUUCUUAGGAAGAUAUUUAAUUUUACAUGACCUACUCUUAACUAAAUGUCCUCUAGCUACGGACAGCUUGUUUGUAUAGAAAAUCUGGAUCCAGCAGCUUCUGAGACAACUGUUUCCUUUAUGAUGCAGAACUUGAAACAAGUUUAAAUUUUAUUCUUAAAAAGAAUACUGAUCAACAUUCAAACGAAAUAUUCAAGAUCAGUUCAUUAUUUGCUUUUAUUAAUGAUACCCUGGAGUAAGGUUAUUUUCAUUUGUUUCAUUUAUAGGGGAAAAAAAACUACUGUAGAAUAGGAGAAUGAAACAAGGAAGAUGCAUACUUGAAACAGCAUGUAGUUUUAUGUAGUUCUUUCAGUAUCCAGGAUGUACCACUAGUGUCACUACUACAAGGUUUUAAAAAUCACACUUUGAAAUAUAUGUCAUGGAUUUAUUUAUUAAAACUUGCAUUUAAUUUAAAAUUAAAAUCUUGUUAUUGGAAAAAUGAA